This is a messenger RNA of Lepus europaeus (European hare), 2504 nucleotides long. It is a transcript of the gene ADAMDEC1, whose product is annotated as ADAM like decysin 1. Gene Ontology annotation, biological process: proteolysis. The transcript is spliced from 14 exons. The coding region runs from base 327 to 1820 and encodes 497 amino acids. Gene Ontology annotation, molecular function: metalloendopeptidase activity. NCBI's taxonomy places the organism in Eukaryota, Metazoa, Chordata, Mammalia, Lagomorpha, Leporidae. The record is from RefSeq and is a predicted model, not a curated record.
UGUUCUCUGUGCCAAUUUCACAAAAUGUGUACAAAAUUCUGAGAUAUUUCCUAAUUGUAUGAAGCAGUGUAUAUAGGGGUACAACAAUAGUGAUGGUUCAGUUUGGUUAUGGAUAUAAAUAUGCACACAGGCAUCUCAGUCUCAGUUCAUACCUUCCUAACACAUAUAGCACACCCAGGACAAGAAGUUGUCCAGAUGCAAGUCCUUAGCAAUAACCACAGAUGUAAAUAACAUUUAAUAAAUGAGAAACAUCCCCAUGUCCUUGACAUUGCAACUUCUCAUCCAUUUCCCAACACCAUUAAACACAUUACCAAAUCUCAUGAGAAAUGAUUGAAGUUUUUAUUUUCUGUUUUCAACUUUUAAAGAGUAGAGGGGGAAAUAAAACAGCCAGAUGGGGCAACUGCCAUUUCAUACUCGGCACAAUGUUCCAGCCACCUGCGGUAGCCACCAUGUCGUGGGCCCUACUUUCUGUGCUCUGGCUGACCGUUCAAACUCAAGCAAUAGCCAUAAAGCAAACUUCUGAACUAAAACUCCAUGAAAUAGUUCAUCCUACAAAACUACACAGUUUACACAAAAGAGAGAUCAAGAACAAUGGGCCAGAGAAGCAUGGUGAAGAGGAAAGAUAUGAAUCUGAAAUUAAGUAUCAGAUUAGAUUAAAUGGAGAAGAAAUAAUUCUUCAGCUACAGAAAACCAAGCAUCUCCUUGCUCCAAACUACUCUGAAACUUACUACACACCCAGAGGAGAGGAAAUCACCAGAAGCCCUCAGAACAUGGAACACUGUUACUAUGAAGGACUCAUCCUAAAUGAAAAGAGUUCUGUUGCCAGCAUCAGUACCUGUGAUGGGCUGAGAGGAUACUUCACACAUCGUGGUCAAAGAUACCUGAUAAAGCCCCUGAAAAGCACAGACCAGAAAGAACAUGCAAUCCUUACAUACGACCGAGAGGAACUGCACCCAGCGAAUCACACGUGUGGCGUGAGACAUGUUGGCAGGAAGCAAGGUCGUGUUCGAAUUUCUAGGUCACCCAAAAGUACAGAGCAAGAAGACUUUCUUCAGGCACAAAAAUACCUUGACCUGUUUUUGGUGCUGGAUAAUGCCUUUUAUAAGAUCUAUGAGGGAAAUCUAACCCGGAUGAGAAGUUUUGUAUUUGAUGUUGUGAACCUACUCAAUGUGAUUUUUGAAACCAUAGAUGUCAAAGUGGCCUUGGUAGGCAUGGAAAUCUGGUCUGAUAGUGAUAAGAUAAAAGUGGAACCCAGCAUAGGCACCACGUUUAACAACUUCCUGAGAUGGCAUCAAUCUAACCUGGGGAAAAAGAUGAUCCAUGACCAUGCUCAGCUUCUGAGUGGAGCUGCCUUCAGCAACCGACGUGUUGGGAUGGCAGCAUCAAAUUCCUUGUGUUCCCCAUCCUCUGUUGCUGUUAUUGAGGCUGGAAAAAAGGAUAAUGUAGCUCUUGUGGGAGUGAUGUCGCAUGAGCUGGGACAUGUACUUGGUAUGCCUGAUAUUCCAUAUUUCACCAAGUGUCCCUCCGGCAGUUGUGUUAUGAAUCAGUAUCUGAGUUCAAAAUUUCCAAAGGAUUUCAGUACUACCUGCCGCUCACAUUUUCAAGAAUACCUUUUAUCUCGAAAACCAAAGUGCCUACUGGAACCUUCAGUUUCUAAAAAUAUAACAAAACCAGUGUGUGGGAACCAACUUCUGGAAGUGGGAGAAGAAUGUGACUGUGGCUCUCCUAAGGAAUGUGCCAGUCCUUGCUGUGAGGCUGUGACCUGUAAAUUCAAACCUGGAAGCAAUUGCAGAGACACUAAAAAGCAUAUCAUAAAAUGAGUCAAAAAGUCUACUUCAAUGAGAUGCAGCCUGGCCAAGACAACUCUCAAGAACGCUAGCCAUGCCAACAAUCUUGCAUAUUUUUGCCUUUGUACACUUGUACUUCUUUUUCACAUGUCAUUCUACAUUCCAUAUUUUUGUCAGGUAUCAGAUACAUAAAUAUACUUAAAGCAGUUGCCUUUUUUUAAGGCCUGAUCUUACUAUAAUGUAUUUUCAAGGACCAUGAAGCUUUGGCAUAGCUCUGCUCUUUGGAAAACAAAAGAAAUUAGCCUUUGACCAAAGCACCUAAAAAUAUACCCCUGAAUUCUUUGGAAUCCAAAAUUGUAAACUGGAAGGAACUUGCACUGUAACCCCACUUCCAUUUUAUUAGUAGCCUGAGAAAAAAUAAGAACACUUGCAGAGGGAAGGCAUUGGUGGCAGAAAGGCAAUAGGAUCCUGGCUUUGUGUUAUGUUCGGUGAUCACCUUGCCUGCUUCUUGCAAGUUGGCAUUCUUCUAUGUCAUGUCAAGAUUAAUUAACUAUAAACACUGUACCCCUUUGUGUUAUCCUUUGCACAUUUUUCACAUCACAUAUAAGGUAUGUUUUGAGAAGUGUGUACUGCUUACUUUCUUAAUGGACCCAGCCAGAAAGGCUUCCUUCAUCUAUCAAUUUAACAAGCCAUUAAUGCCAAUAAAAAUACAAGUUC